Molecule: messenger RNA, 2606 nt
Organism: Etheostoma cragini (Arkansas darter)
Lineage: Eukaryota; Metazoa; Chordata; Actinopteri; Perciformes; Percidae
Gene: net1
Product: neuroepithelial cell transforming 1
Exons: 9
Coding region: 176-1849 (557 amino acids)
Biological process (GO): positive regulation of Rho protein signal transduction; intracellular signal transduction
Molecular function (GO): guanyl-nucleotide exchange factor activity
Source: RefSeq, a predicted model, not a curated record
GAGAAACCCUGGCUCACAUGGGAAAGAGGAGAGAAGUUAUUUAUUUAAGUUUUUAUUACUCGCGCAGCCCUCGACUUUCAUCGACUUCAUUUCCUCUGCUGUGGAUUACUUGAAGCUGACACGCCGGGAUUAACAACAACAACAACAACACACAAAAGGAUAUUUAUUAAAAGCUAUGGUGGCUUACGAUGAACUGGGUAGCCUGGUGCCUAUCAAACGGACUCUGCAGGUCAUAGACUACCAGAACCAAGCCAACAAGGAGUCCGAGGAACCCAGCACAAAGCGGGUCCGUCCUCUCGGCAGGGUGACGUCGCUAGCCAACCUCAUCUCUCCGGUGAAGAAUGGGGCCGUCCGGCGCUUCGGCCAAACCAUCCAGGCCUCUUUCCGGGGCGAUGGCAAGUCGCCGGGCGUGCCCCAGAAGCCUUGCAGCAAAGCGGCGGCCCCCACGCCGCCCAAAAGGAGGAACAGCAUGCUGUGGUCGGAGACGCUAGACGUCCACCAGAAGGGCACUUUCUCUACCAAAGAAAUCAAGCGGCAGGAGGCCAUAUUUGAGCUGUAUCGUGGAGAACAGGACCUGAUCGAGGACCUCCAGCUCGCACGCAAGGCGUACCACGACCCGAUGCUGAAGCUCUCCAUAAUGUCGGAGGAGGAGCUCACGCACAUCUUCGGCAACCUGGACGCCUACAUCCCUCUGCACGAGGACCUCCUGGCUCAGCUCACCGAGGCCACGGGGCCAGACGGCACUGUGGGCCGCAUCGGACAGAUCGUCGUGAACUGGCUGCCGAGGCUCAACGCCUACAAGAACUACUGCAGCAACCAGCUGGCCGCCAAGGCGCUGCUGGACCAGAAGAAGCAGGACCCGCGCGUGCAGGACUUCCUGCAGCGCUGCCUCGAGUCGCCCUUCAGCCGGAAGCUGGACCUGUGGAGCUUCCUGGACAUCCCGCGCUCGCGCCUGGUCAAGUACCCGCUCCUGCUCAAAGAGAUCCUGAGACACACCGCCGCGGAGCACCCGGACGCCGCCAGCCUGGAGGUAGCGAUCACCAUCAUCCAGGGCGUGCUGUCCGACAUCAACAUGAAGAAGGGCGAGUCCGAGUGCCAGUACUACAUCGACAAGCUGGAGUACCUGGACGACAAGCAGAGGGACCCCCUGAUCGAGCAGUGCAAGAGCCUGCUGUGUCACGGCGAGCUGCGGAACAAGAGCGGCACGAAGCUGCAUGUGUUCCUGUUCACCGAGCUGCUGGUUCUGACCCGCCCCGUCACCAGGAACGAGCGCCAGUGUUUCCAGGUGUACCGGCAGCCAAUCCCAGUGCACGAUCUCCUGUUGGAGGACCUGCAGGACGGAGACGUCCGAAUGGGCGGAUCCUUCAGAGGCGCUUUCAGCAACUCGGACAAAGCCAAGAACAUUUUCCGCGUGCGGUCUCAAGACCCGAACCAGGCGCAGUCCCACACCCUGCAGGUCAACGACAUCUUCCACAAGCAGCAGUGGCUGAACUGCCUCCGCAGCGCCAUCUCCGUCCACCAGCCGCCCGGCGAGCCCUCGGCGCCGCCGCCGGCAGCGAGCUCCGCCCGCUCCAAGCGCCGCCCGUCCUCCGUCUCCGCCAUCGUCCACAUGGAGGAGGCGGACGAGAACUGCCCGAGGCCGACCUCUCGGUCCGCCCCCUGCACGCCGUGCAGCAGCACGACGCCCAGCCCCACCACGAAGUCCCCCUUGUCCCGCUCCUCCUCGUCGUGUUCGACGUCGACGUCCUCCUCCUCGACGUCGCCGCUGUCCUCGCUCACGUCGCACAAACCCAAAAAGGACAAGAGGUCUCUGUGCUCUCUAGGGAAGAGGAAAGAGACGAUGGUGUGAAGUGUUGCGCAAAAGGAGAAAAUGGACUCCCGGGUGGACGUUUGUGUAAAUGUUGAAGCAAAACAGCGAGGAGGAGCGUGGGACUUGUAUUUAUGUGUGUCUGCGUGCGUAUUAUGAAAACAGUGUUCUGUGUUACUGUCCUCUUCGGCAGCUAUUUAUCUUACCCCCCCCCCCCCCCCCAACCUCCAUCCAAGUGCGUCCCACAGAGACCCAGUAUUCUGGACAGACGAUGCACGGCUUCCCCCAGCUCUGAAAAGGGGAAGCCCAACGAGAAGCAAACACAUCUCACACACAAAUCUGUGUGUUGUGUGGACAAGGAUAGAGGUGUUGCAUUCAAUCCUGUCGACUGUUAAUUUGAUAUUUAAGCAUUGUUUUAGACCGUUUUCGGGGGCGCCUGAUGAAAGUUUUACAUUUUUAUAUUCUAAAAUGUAUUGUAGUCUUUGAUAGGCAUCAUAAAGCAGCACUGUCUUAGCUUUUAGGUGAAGUUAUUUGAAAUUGUGAACAUGUUUAGCAGGCAAGAAAGGAGGACAAUUCCCCCCAAAAGAUGAUGAUGAUGAUGAUGAUGAUGUACUACACAAAGCAACAAAUCUCUCUGUAAAAGUCUGAUUUUGAGGUUAAUAAGAAGACACGUCUUAUUUGUAUACAUUCCUAUAAUGACAGAUUCUAGGACCUGGACACUUUUAUUUCUGCAUUUACUGCAGUUCGAGGCAUUUAUUUAAAUCCAGAGACAGAUGAGACGUCCGUCUCUCUCUGUUUG